Messenger RNA from Pteropus alecto (black flying fox), 936 nucleotides. Its product is annotated as olfactory receptor 1N1. Lineage: Eukaryota; Metazoa; Chordata; Mammalia; Chiroptera; Pteropodidae. The transcript has a single exon. Gene Ontology annotation, biological process: G protein-coupled receptor signaling pathway. The coding region runs from base 1 to 936 and encodes 311 amino acids. Gene Ontology annotation, cellular component: membrane. The record is from RefSeq and is a predicted model, not a curated record. Gene Ontology annotation, molecular function: G protein-coupled receptor activity; olfactory receptor activity.
AUGGAAAACCAAUCCAGUGUCUCUGAAUUUUUCCUCCGAGGAAUAUCUGCAUCACCAGAGCAACAACAAUUAUUCUUUGGUAUUUUCCUGUGUAUGUAUCUUGUCACCUUGACUGGGAAUGUGCUCAUCAUCCUGGCCAUCAGCUCUGACCCACACCUCCACACCCCCAUGUACUUCUUUCUGGCCAACCUGUCUUUCGUUGACAUGGGUCUGACGUCCUCCACAGUUACUAAGACGCUGGUGAAUGUUCAGACUCAGCGGCAUACCAUCUCCUACGCCGGCUGCCUCACACAGAUGUAUUUCUUCCUGAUGUUUGGGGACCUGGACAGCUUCUUCCUAGCCGUGAUGGCCUAUGACCGCUAUGUGGCCAUUUGCCGCCCUCUCCACUACUCCACAGUCAUGAGCCCUCAAGUGUGUGCCCUGCUGCUUACAUUGUGCUGGGUCCUCACCCAUGCUGUUGCUCUGACUCACACCCUCCUUGCGGCUCGGCUGUCCUUCUGUGUCGUUGGGGAAAUAGCUCACUUUUUCUGUGACAUAACUCCUGUCCUGAAGCUGUCGUGUUCUGACACCCACAUCAACGACCUGAUGGUUUUUGCCUUGGGAGGAACGGUACUCAUCGUCCCCUUUAUCUGCAUUGUCAUCUCCUACAUUCGCAUCGUAUCAGCCAUCCUGAGGGUCCAAACUCCUGGUGGGGCCGGCAAGGCCUUUUCCACCUGCAGUUCCCAUCUCUGUGUUGUCUGUGUGUUCUAUGGGACCCUCUUCACUGCCUACCUGUGCCCUCCCUCUGUUGCCUCUGAAGAGAAGGACAUUGCAGCAGCUGCAAUGUACACAGUGGUGAUCCCCAUGUUGAACCCCUUUAUCUACAGCCUAAGGAACAAGGACAUGAAGGGGGCCCUUAAGAGGCUUCUCAGUCGCCGGAGAGUUUUUUCCUUUUAG